Messenger RNA from Macrosiphum euphorbiae (potato aphid), 1659 nucleotides. Lineage: Eukaryota; Metazoa; Arthropoda; Insecta; Hemiptera; Aphididae. The record is from the annotation of a GenBank genome assembly.
AUGCCAGUGUGUGUGUAUGAAGGUUGUUUUAGUGGCAGUAAAAGGCAAGACAAAGAACAAAUACCUGGUGUUCAUGUUCAUAAAUUUCCCAAACAUCCUGAGCUGCGUAAGAAAUGGCUCCAACAGAUCCAGAAGGGAAGUACAGUAAAUUAUGUAAAUUUUGAAAAAGAUGUAGUAUGUUCUCUACACUUUUCUGCACAUCAUAUGGCAGAAAAAUCUUAUGCUCAAAAAGUGGCUGGGUAUUCACCCAAAAAUAACAGAAGGCUUAAACCCGAUGCAAUACCUUUAAGUGUCGAAGGUAUAGAUUAUGAUGAUAUCCCGUAUUUAAGAUCUCCAUUAGUUACAACACCAAGUGGAGUAUUUAGCAUUACACAUUUUGAAGAGUCUUCCACCAAUAAAAAUGUUCAACAUACAUAUAUUGACAAAGUUGGAGAAUAUAAUAUAAGGUCACCUAGCGGUGUUUUUAACGUCAGCCCAAUUGAGAGUAAAAAAUGUUGUGUUAAAUUAUUUACCGGUGAUAAUAAAAAUGUACAAAAUGAAUUAGGAGUUGAGCCUCUAGGGGAUAACAUUCUUGAUAUUUCAUCAAAUGUUCUGAUUGAGAGAUUACAAAACGAUUUAGAACAAUGUAAAAAGAAAAAUGAAAUUCUAUUAACAAAAAAUAAUAAAUUAAGGACAACUGUUAAAACUUUAAAAGACCAUAUGAACUUGGAAGAUAACCGCUUUGAAAGCCGUUUUGGAAAGUUACUAUCGAAUUUGUUUACUUCUACUCAAAUUAAAUUUCUUCUUCAUCCUACUAAAAAAAUUUGUCGUUGGUUGCCUGAAGACAUAUCGUCGGCGAUAACAUUACGCAGUGUCUCUCCAAAAGCUUACCGCUAUUUGAGAAACAAAAAAGGUUUCCCAUUACCAGGUCUUUCCACGCUUAGAAGUUGGGCUUCAAAAUUUUCUGUAGAACCAGGUCUUUUACAUGGAGUGUUGUCAUUAAUGAAAUCUAAAGGAGAUACAAUGGAAACCAAUGACAAAUUAACUAUUUUGUGUUUUGAUGAGACAUAUAUAUCAAAGAGAAUAUGCUUUGAUAAAAAAAAUGAACAAGUUAUAGGCCCUCAUAAAUCUGUUCAAACAGUUAUUGCACGAGGAUUAAUAAAUAACUGGAAGCAACCAAUAUAUUACAACUUCGAUGAGCGGAUGACUAAAGAAAUAUUAAAUAAAAUAAUAGAAGAGUUAAGUGAAGUUGGUUUCAAUGUAGUUGCAAUAGUCAGUGACAGUGGUUCUACAAAUGUAGGCUUAUGGAAAAGUUUAGACAUAUCUAUUAACAAUACGUCAUUUGAACAUCCAAAACUAAAUUCCAGAAUUCAUGUUUUUGCUGAUGUUCCGCACUUAUUGAAAUUGGCUAGAAACCAUUUACUUGAUAGUGGAUUCAUACUUCCAAAUGGUAAAUUCAUCGGAAAAAAUAUACUCCACGAAGUUCUGAAUCUUAACUAUGGUAAAGAUUAUAAAUUUGCUCAUAAGCUAUCUGAGCGUCAUCUUUUUGUAGAAGGAUCAGGCCGCAUGAACGUUAGAUUAGCAGCAAAUGUAUUUUCUAAUUCAGUUUCAAAAGCCAUUGCGUACUGCGGUGAAAAAAACUGUCUAGAUAAAUAUAACUGGAAAGAGGUGAUUAUAUAA